Candida dubliniensis CD36 is the source of this 939-nucleotide messenger RNA. It is a transcript of the gene ABP140, whose product is annotated as Abp140p. The transcript has a single exon. NCBI's taxonomy places the organism in Eukaryota, Fungi, Ascomycota, Pichiomycetes, Serinales, Debaryomycetaceae. Bases 1 to 939 code for a protein of 312 amino acids. Gene Ontology annotation, molecular function: tRNA (cytidine-N3)-methyltransferase activity. The record is from RefSeq and is a predicted model, not a curated record.
AUGUCAAAGGAAACCAAACCACCAUUAGAUUCAAGAAUAGGUAAAGAUUCACCAUUCACAUUUGGUCAAAGAUAUUUAGAGAGUGAAGAAGAUGUAUUUAAUCAUAAUGCAUGGGAUCAUGUAGAAUGGGGUGAAGAACAAAUCCAACAAGCACAAGAAUUAAUUUCUAAACAAUAUGAUCAUCCCGUUAAAGAAUUUGAUAAAAAUUUAUAUAAUUCUAAUCCAGCAAAAUAUUGGGAUUUAUUUUAUAAACAUAAUCGAGAAAAUUUUUUUAAAGAUCGUAAAUGGUUACAAAUUGAAUUCCCAUCAUUAUUUAAAGUCACCAAUAAAGAUUAUCAACAAUCAACUACAAUAUUAGAAAUUGGAUGUGGUGCUGGUAAUACAUUCUUCCCAAUUUUAAAUCAAAAUGAAAAUGAAAAUUUGAAAAUUUUUGGAUGUGAUUAUAGUAAAGUUGCAGUUGAUUUAGUGAAAUCUAAUGAAACAUUUAUAAAUAAUCAUGAAAAGGGAGUUGCUUAUUCAUCAGUAUGGGAUUUGGCUAAUCCUGAAGGGGAAAUCCCAGAAGAUUUAACUCCUAACUCAGUUGAUAUAGUAAUCAUGGUGUUUGUGUUUCUGGCAUUACAUCCAAAUCAAUGGAAACAAGCAGUUGCCAAUUUAUCUAAAGUUUUGAAACCUGGUGGUGAAAUAUUAUUUAGAGAUUAUGGUAGAUAUGAUUUGGCUCAAGUGCGAUUCAAAAAAGGGAGAUUGUUAGAUGACAAUUUCUAUAUUAGAGGUGAUGGUACUAGAGUUUAUUUUUUCACUGAAGAAGAAUUGGAAGAGAUAUUUUGUAUAGUGGGACCAUUUCAAAAAGAAAAGAUUGCUACUGAUAGAAGACUAUUAGUCAAUAGAAAGAAACAAUUAAAAAUGUACCGUAAUUGGCUACAAGCUGUAUUUAGAGGAUAA